This is a messenger RNA of Urocitellus parryii (Arctic ground squirrel), 1268 nucleotides long. NCBI's taxonomy places the organism in Eukaryota, Metazoa, Chordata, Mammalia, Rodentia, Sciuridae. The record is from RefSeq and is a predicted model, not a curated record.
UCAGUACGUGCGGGCUUUAAGGUUGGGACUGGAGACUAGAAGGUGGGUGCUUCCUGCGCCUGUUGCCUGCUGAAUUUUUCCUGCCGGGCCGUACGGUGCAGACCUCAUGGCGGAGAUAAUCCAGGAACGCAUAGAAGAUCGAAUCCCGGAAUUGGAACAGCUGGAGCGCGUUGGACUAUUCAGUCGUGCGGAGAUUAAGGCUAUCAUUAAGAAGGCUUCUGAUCUAGAAUACAAAAUACAGCGAAGAGCCCUUUUUAAGGAAGACUUUAUCAAUUAUAUUCAAGAUGAUGUUCAACUUUGGCUGUCCUAUGUUGUGUUUUGUAAGAAAUGGGCUACCAAAGCUCAACUUAGCAAGGUAUUCUCUGCCAUGUUGGCUAUUCAUUCAAAUAAGCCAGGUAUGUACUUCAGGAUGGAGCUGAUGCAUGCUGAGAARCUGAGGAAGGAAAAACAAGAAUUUGAAAAGGCUGACAUGGAUAUGGCUAUGCACACAGAUGACCCUCUCACUUGGGAUUAUGUGGCACGCCGAGAAUUAGAGAUCCAGUCACAACCAGGAGAUGAGCAGCCUCUGACAAAACAAGCCAAAGCAGCGGAGGUGGGCCGGAGGGAGGAGAGGUGCUGUGCUGUAUAUGAAGAGGCAGUGAAGACUCUGCCUACAGAGGGUAUGUGGAAAUGUUACAUCAAUUUUUGCUUGGAAAGAUUUUCUAAGAAGACGAGUAGUGAGUUCCUCAGAGGGAAGGUUUGUUUGCCCUUAUGGAUUUCAUGGGCAGAGUGGAGUGAAGGUGCCCAAAGCCAUGAAGACACAGAAGCAAUCUUUAAGAAAGCUAUUUUAGCUAUCACAGGUWCCAGCUCAGUAACUCUGAAGGAUAAAUACUUGGAUUGGGCAUAUCGAAUUGGUGGCAACAAAAAGGCCAGAACUGUGUUUAAAAGUUUACAGGAAAACCGGCCAUUUUCAGUAGAUUUUUUCAGGAAAAUGAUCCAGUUUGAAAAGGAGCAAGUAAAUCUUUGGAUGGACUACAUCAAAGAAGAAUUGAAUCACCCACUUGGUAGACCUGAGAAUUGUGGGCAGAUCUAUUGGCGAGCCAUGAAGAUGUUGCAGGGAGAGUCAGCAGAGUUGUUUGUAGCCAAACAUGCUAUGCAUCAGGCUGGACAUUAGUGAAGAGAAGAAUACAACGAACUUUGUAAAUCCUCUUGCAAGCCUCCUGGACACUUUUGUAUUAUGAAUCAGUCUGUAAAUUGAGGUGACAGAUAAAAUGGCUGAUUGAUUUUGA